CACAUCCUAUACUAGUUACAUCACAUAUACAAGUAUUAAAGAAAAUACUGUAAAUAAUAUCUAUAUAUCUAUAUAUGUUCUUUUUGUUUGAGGUUGGAUAGACACCGAAAGAAAAUAUAAGAGUGGAGAGAAAAAAAAAACUGAGGAAAAGAUAAGACAUAUAUGGAUACACAAAGAUUACCCAAGAAAGAAGAAGAUGAUUAUCAACCUUCUUCAACCAUCGAGUCCAUAAAUGAUUUUGACAGCAUUUUCGACCUCAACCUUGACGGUUCAAAAUGCUCUCAAGAACUCACCUGGGAUUUCUUUAAAGAAGAUCAUGAAGAUGUAGAGGAAGAAGAGAAAAGAUUGAGUACUGAUCAAGAAGGCUCAAGUUCUGGGGGUUGGGAUAAUAAUAUGUCGACGGAUUAUGAAGACAAAGAGUUGAGUCUGAAGCUGAACUUGAACCAUCAAGAAGUUAUUAAUGCUUGGUCUGAUCGCCCCCAGCAACCUCUGUGGACAAACACUUCACUGCUAAGGGGUCCGGCCAAUGCCCUUUAUAGUGGGGAAGUACCGGUGAUGGAUGAAGGGAGAAACAUGAGACGAGAAGCGAGUGUGUUAAGAUACAAAGAGAAGAGACAAAGUAGGCUCUUCUCUAAGAAGAUAAGGUAUCAAGUCCGAAAGCUUAACGCCGAUAAACGACCUCGUUUCAAGGGUCGAUUCGUGAGAAGAGAGACUUAAAAAGGAAAAGAAAAUAUCUGGAAGGAAAAUAUCUCCAAUCUUCGAUAUGUUUUUUUUAGUAGUACUAUUAUUAUGACCAAAAAAAAAGUAGUACUAUUAUUAUGAAUAUUUUUUAUUUUCAUAUGUAUUUGUGCUUUCUGAGAUAUCAUUAUCAUCUUUUACAACUUUGUCAAAUUUGAAACGAAAAUAUCUCCUCGACGAAAAGAAAAAGAGAUGCAAAAUAUCUUAUAAAGCAAAGGAGUUGAAGAUUACAUUAAGAGGACGUUUAUGGUAAGUCUUUGUUGAGUUCGGUGGGGCCUAAGUCUAAAGAGGUUCCAUCACCACAUGUUUAAAUCCAAAACUACCCAAUCCGUUGUCGGGGUCAGUGUACCAAACUGUGUAUCAACAGAAAAACUUCAUAUUACUGUCAGUGAGUGAUAAUGCUCCUUUUACAACAGACGUUCAGAUUCUGCUGAAGCGCUCAGUUAAUGUUAUUGUAAAAAACUA
Molecule: messenger RNA, 1203 nt
Organism: Brassica oleracea var. oleracea
Lineage: Eukaryota; Viridiplantae; Streptophyta; Magnoliopsida; Brassicales; Brassicaceae
Product: zinc finger protein CONSTANS-LIKE 7-like
Exons: 3
Coding region: 163-717 (184 amino acids)
Biological process (GO): regulation of DNA-templated transcription
Cellular component (GO): nucleus
Molecular function (GO): protein binding
Source: RefSeq, a predicted model, not a curated record